Arabidopsis lyrata subsp. lyrata is the source of this 825-nucleotide messenger RNA. RefSeq lists its product as uncharacterized. The record is from RefSeq and is a predicted model, not a curated record. Lineage: Eukaryota; Viridiplantae; Streptophyta; Magnoliopsida; Brassicales; Brassicaceae.
GAAUUAAAAUAAAAGUCGUAUCCGAAAUAUAUGGCAGCAGCUGCCAUCGCAGAUACGCCGCAAAUAUUUGUGACCGUUACGUCGACCGGCAAUGUCGCUCUUUGCGACAACACGUUUCUACACAAAUUUGGUUGUAUUGCUAAUACGACCCUAAUUAGCUUUGGAUGCGCGAUGCCUUAAAUUCGUCGCAAAGCUUGCGUCGGAUUUGUGACGUUUAUUGCUGUCGCAAAGCCGGUUUUCUUAUAGUGCGGGCGUUGUUGAGAACCUUCAGGACAAGGUUCUUUUGGAAGAUAGGAGUAUGGAUGGGGUCAAAGAAGCUGACAUAGUAACAUCUCACUAAGCAAACCAAAUAAGAAGUUGGUAGACUGAUUAAUGAAGACUUGGUCGAGGGAGUUUGUUAAUUUCUGUUUUGUUAGUAAGUGGAAGACUUGGAAAUUGGAAACUGCUCUGCACGUAAUUGAAAUAAAAAGUCUAUUCAGACAGGAGCAUCCUAGUGAAAGAUGAGAGAAAUUUGCAGCUGAGAAAAUAUUCAACACAGUUGUUUGAUGGAUUGACCUCAGUAUGUGCCGUCUUAUAUGGGAUACAAAGACUCCAUAAAAGUCAACCCUUAGACCAAUUUUGUCCCAUGGAAUCUUAUAAUUACUAGUACCUGAAGAGUAAAUUAGUUUAAAAAUAUUUGGAAUCUUGAACUAAAUUAGAUAUAUACUGUAUACAUAUAGCUUAUAAUACAAAUAGUGGCCAGCAAACGAAAGCUUUACUAGGAGAAUUCUAUGAUUCGUAACACUGGUUAUUUUCUAACUGUUUUCUUCCUCGCCUUCAUUUCAU